AGGUAAUCGGAUGUUGUUGAUAUUCAGGAUAAAUGUGCUGGGACUUCAUAUCAUCAAAACAACUGAAUUUGGGAUUUUCCUAAAAGAGGGAGCAGAGGAAUCUACCAAUUAAAUGAGAUGGAGCAGGGAGAAGACGUCUGAAGCUUUUCCAGUUGCUCCAGUCAAGAGGAGAUUACUGAAUUGAUCCUGUAAACAUGUUGUCAAACUCCACAAUAGAGAUGCUGAACAACCAAAUGCUCCAGACCACCUUGCCUGUCCUCUAUCUUUUCAUUUUUUCCAUCAGCAUUCCUCUCAAUUCAAUAUCCUUGUGGUUCCUCUGUCAUUACUCAAGACCUUGGUCUUCUGCCAUUGUGUUUGCCAUUAACUUAACAAUUGCAGACUUGUUGUACAGUAUCCUCCUACCUUUUCAAGCUAUCUACCAUUUACAGGGAAAUAACUGGCACUUUGGGCCGGUUUUAUGUCAAGUUGUGACUGUGCUAUUUUAUGGGAACAUGUAUUGUUCCCUUUUAACCAUGUCAAGUAUCAGCUUUGAGCGUUACCUAGGAAUUGUAUGUCCAUUGAGAUACAAGAGAAUGAGACCCAUUAGAACAGCUCUCCUGACAUGCAUCAUUAUGUGGGCAUUUGUUUUGCUACUGCAAAUUCCACUCAUGAAGACAGACCUAACCCUCAAUGUUGAUGAGCUGAAGAUAGUCACUUGCUUUGAUGUGCUGCCCAGAAAGAUGUUGCCUUCCAAGAGUUAUUUCAUUGCUUAUUUUGGCUCUCAAGUCCUUCUGUUCUAUCUUGUGCCUUCACUGAUUAUGGGCUUCUGCUACACUGCAAUCAUCAGAACGCUUCUUACUUCCUCUUCCUCACAACUCACUGAAACUAAGAGGCAUACAGUGUAUUUGAUAGUGGUGUUGCUUACAAUAUUUGUGGUGUGUUAUGUGCCUAAUAUUGUUAUAACAAUCAUGCAUUUAGUCUAUGCUGCCCAAGACAAGACUGUUUAUGUGGAAUAUAAGCUUUCCCUGGCAUUGAACAGCCUGAAUUGCUGCUUUGACCCAUUGGUUUACUAUUUCUGUUCCAAAGAAUUUCGACGGAAGAUACGAAGGAAGAUCUGCAGAUGCUUGCCCGAGACGUCCAGUGAAAAGCAAAGUAUGGCAAUAACAUUAAGAGAAAUACAGUGAAGAGUUAAAAAUGCCUUGGAUCUGAAACAGAAUGUACUAUUCAUUAGAUAACGUUGUUGUCCAGAGAGCGAAGCAGCUGUUCCACUUUGGAACUUUACAGUACAUGAAAUAGAGAAAAAGUACCCCAGGGAGCUUCUUUGUCAUAGCUAGCUUUAUAUUAUUCUGAAAACAAAUGGGGCAUAUACUAUGGCUCAAGGUGCUUGGUGGGGAAAAAAACCCCCAUAUAUCCCUUAGCUUAACCCCAUAUAUCCCUUAGCUUAACAACAUGGGACAUAAAUGAUUUAAUUAGUGAUGCAAGAAAAAAUGAGUGUAGGGGGCUUGCCCUCCCUUGGAACACAUUUUUUGAAAUACAGGAAUAUUUUUAUAUCCCAUGUGUUUAAUUCUGCUUUUCUGACUGAAAACAAUAAAAUAAAUAUCCAGUUUGGGGGGUGAAAGGGAGAGAAAUACGUUGAGCCUGAAAAGAUGCACAUUGUUGUCAAAGGUGGGAGUGAAGAGGAAUAUAGUUUUGUAAUAAAGAAAAGUAAA
Molecule: messenger RNA, 1688 nt
Organism: Alligator sinensis (Chinese alligator)
Lineage: Eukaryota; Metazoa; Chordata; Crocodylia; Alligatoridae
Product: P2Y purinoceptor 8-like
Exons: 3
Coding region: 195-1163 (322 amino acids)
Biological process (GO): positive regulation of Rho protein signal transduction; phospholipase C-activating G protein-coupled receptor signaling pathway
Cellular component (GO): membrane
Molecular function (GO): G protein-coupled receptor activity
Source: RefSeq, a predicted model, not a curated record